This is a messenger RNA of Letharia columbiana, 3282 nucleotides long. RefSeq lists its product as uncharacterized. The record is from RefSeq and is a predicted model, not a curated record. Gene Ontology annotation, molecular function: sulfite reductase (NADPH) activity; FMN binding; oxidoreductase activity, acting on the aldehyde or oxo group of donors. Gene Ontology annotation, cellular component: cytosol. The coding region runs from base 1 to 3282 and encodes 1093 amino acids. NCBI's taxonomy places the organism in Eukaryota, Fungi, Ascomycota, Lecanoromycetes, Lecanorales, Parmeliaceae. The transcript has 2 exons.
AUGCGUCUUCAACCAGCCGAGUCCAACGGCCCAGCAGAGCCCGAGCCUGUUCGCGAAGGGCCGGAGAAAAAGCUGAAAGAAUUCAAGCAAUACUCUACAAGCCUGCCCUUCAGUCAGCCCAUAUCCUUAGCCUCAAUUGGUGGACCCACAUAUGUUACGGCCCAGACAUUGAUCCAGCAAGUCGCCUACACCCUUUCCGACAGGCUAUGGACGUACUCGCCUGAGACAUUCGACCUCGAUGUCGCUGUCAAAGAUUGGUUUGGAGAGGGGUCGAAAAAUGUUCAUGGAUACCCCACGAAUGUCGAGUCCAUGCAGAUUCGGCAGGGCGCUGCGUCCAUAGCGUUGGGAUACAUCUCCUCUAAAGAUUUCGACCGGAAGAGGCGCUACGUUCCUCAGUCAAUCCUAGCAUCGUCCUCCACUCUACAGUACCUUCAAGCGGCUUUAAAUCAGCUCUCACAGCUAUACUCCGAUGUCAGUCCAUUUGUGGCUCAUAUCGCGGCCAUUGACUAUGCUGGAGCUUCCUCACAGUUGGUCGCGGAUUAUGUCUCCGCUUUGUCGCUGGCAGAAGAGCUGGGAUUCGGCAUGGUGUCUUCAUUCUCUGCAUAUGAGGCGCAGCAUAUGGCAUUGCUCUCUACGCUGCUUGCGAGCAUCAUGCCCACCAUACACAUUUACGAUGGGGUCAGCAUUGGCAGGGAGACAACAAGAGUUAUUGAUGUCCUAGAUCAAGCUGGUCUGCACAAUACCUACAAGGCCGUUCAGAAUGAAAUAUCUGCACCAGGAAAGAAGAGUGUGAACACAGACACGAAAGUGCUGCGACUGCUGAAAGCGUUGAAUGGCGAGCUUGGUACUCAGUACGGGGUCUUCGAGUAUCACGGCCACGCAGCACCAGACUCGGUGCUGACAGUCUUCGGGACUGUAGAGUCGUCAUUGGCCUCGCAGGUUGCUCUGUCGCUCGAAAGAGAAGGCGCGAAAGUGGGAGUCGUGAAUGUCAGAGUCUACAGGCCAUUCAUUGAAGAGGAAUUUCUCGGGGUCCUGCCUGAGUCAGUGAAGACGAUCGGUGUGCUUGGUCAAGUUGACGAUCAGCAAGCGGUAUCGGACAGCAGCGUGCGCUCGAAUCUGUAUUGCGACGUUAUAGCGGCGAUCGCAUACUCAGACAAAUGGGCAACGCCUCCCGCGGUACUAGACGUGAAAUAUGCGAGGGAAACUGUCUGGACGCCUGUCUCUGUUGCGGCAGCAUUCCAACUGUUGGUGGAGAAGCCAAUUUUGCAAUCUGAGGACAUAUGGACUGAAUCUGGAGCCCCUUCGGCCCUCCAGUUGCUUGACCCUUCAUCUGUUCAGCAGUAUACCUUUUGGGACAUUGAUACCUCAGACUCGGCAAACGCGCCGGUUGCGCUCGGCCAAGCUUUGGCAACAGAUUCCGCGAACAACGUCACCACCAAGACAGGAUACGACAAUCUGAUUCAAGGAGGAGUGUUCCGUUCUGAUAUUCGGAAGUCUAAGAAGACGAUCGAGGCUUCUUACUCGAUCGAUGCAGCAGAUGUAGUCUAUGUCGGCGGCGAAAGCCUCCUCAAGAUGUAUGACAUCCUCGGUGGCCUCAAGGCUGGCGGAAAGAUCAUUUUGAAGCUACCAGGCGUAAAAGAUGACGAUCUUGAAAAGAAGCUUCCAGUCGAAUUUAGAAACGCAUUGGCCGCCAAAGGUGCUAAAUUGUAUAUUCUUGAUCCACCAGCAGUUGAGGUCAUAGCCAAUGAUCCAGCACAGGAAGUAUACUUGACGGAGCUGGCAUUCUUGCGCGUCGCGUUGCCCAACCUUGAGAAGACUGGAUUGCAGAAGCUGGCCUCUGUCAACGGAACAAUCGAGACAUUGCAGGAAUUGGCCAAGGUUCUAGACAACGCUUUGCGACUCAUGGAGAUCCCCAAGACUUGGGCCACCGAGGAAUUAGAGGGCACGCCACCCUCAUUGUUCAAGGACAUAUGUACGAGCAGCUUUGUAGCUUACGACAAGAUUGAGGUAGACCCACCCACGUAUCUCAAAGACUGGAAGACGGCGGCCAAAGGCUUGAUUUUCAAGGAGGCUUACGGCACAAAGCCGGCACUGCGCCCAGAUGUCAACGUCAAGACCUUCACAGUGCAUGUACAGGAGAAUCGCAGACUUACGCCGCCAUCUUACGACAGAAAUAUUUUCCACAUCGAAUUUGAUCUUGGGAAUUCAUGCCUGACCUACGAUAUUGGAGAAGCGCUCGGUAUUCAUGCUGAGAAUGACGAAGUCGAGGUCGAGGAGUUUAUCAAAUUCUACAAGCUUGAUCCUAAGGAGAUUGUUGAGGUGUCGAGUCGCGAGAAUCUCGAGGUGCUCGAGAACAGGACAGUGUACCAAGCUCUUAUGCAGAAUGUCGACAUCUUCGGCCGACCACCGAAGCGAUUCUACGAAGCUUUGGCUGAGUUCGCCGAUGAUCCCAAUGAGCGGAAAGAGCUUACCACAUUGGGAGGCCCUACCAAAGAGGGUAACCAGGAAUUCAAGAGGAGAGCCGAAGUAGAUACUAUCACUUACGCCGACAUCCUUUUGGAGUUCCCUUCGGCCCAUCCAAGCUUCCAUGAUAUUGUCCGCAUUGUUAGUCCGUUGAAGCGAAGAGAAUACUCAAUUGCGUCAUGCCAGAAGGUGACGCCGAACAGCGUUGCUUUGAUGAUUGUGGUGGUCGGCUGGGUAGAUCCGAAGGGUCGUGACAGAUUUGGUCAAGCUACAAGGUUUCUUAACAAGCUCAGAGUCGGCGCUCCUGUCACUGUCUCCGUCAAGCCGAGUGUGAUGAAGCUGCCACCGAAGUCUACCCAGCCAUUGAUCAUGGCUGGUCUUGGCACUGGUCUUGCGCCAUUCCGAGCGUUUGUGCAGUAUCGCGCGUGGGAGAAGGCACAGGGCAAGGAGAUUGGGUCCGUAUUGCUCUACAUGGGCUCGAGACACCAAAGAGAAGAGUAUUGUUAUGGAGAGGAGUGGGAGGCCUAUCAGGAUGCUGGUGUCAUCACGCUGCUUGGUCGUGCUUUCUCCCGUGAUCAGCCGCAGAAGAUCUAUAUCCAGGAUCGGAUGAGGCAGACAAUGAAUGAUAUCAUCCAGGCUUAUCUGAAGGAGGAAGGGGCUUUCUAUCUUUGCGGUCCUACAUGGCCUGUACCUGAUGUCACCAACGUGCUUGAAGAUGCUAUCGCCAGGGACGCACAGAUGAUAGGCAAGAAGGUGACCCCGAGGACUGAGAUUGAAAAGUUGAAGGAUCAGCUGAGAUAUGUUUUGGAGGUUUACUGA